This is a messenger RNA of Entamoeba nuttalli P19, 3216 nucleotides long. Its product is annotated as serine/threonine protein kinase, putative. The record is from RefSeq and is a predicted model, not a curated record. The coding region runs from base 1 to 3216 and encodes 1071 amino acids. NCBI's taxonomy places the organism in Eukaryota, Evosea, Mastigamoebida, Endamoebidae. The transcript has a single exon.
AUGAAAACUAUUUCUUAUAUGGGAAGUGUUGUUGAUACUACUGCUGAUUGGGGAAAUGAUUUUAUAUUUCCAAGUAGUAAAAAAGAAUCUAGCGCUAUCGAUAUCUCAACUCCAGCGACAAAUAUAGAUGAUUGGGAUAGUGAUUUUGGUUCAUUUUCAUCUACUACUCUUCAACAACCUUCACAACAAAAUAAUGGAACAUCUGUGUUGAAUGGUGAUGAUUGGGAUACUGAUUUUAAUUUCUCUCCUGUAAAAAGUGAUGACAAAAAUAAAAGUCAAAGUUCCUUGAAAGUAGAAAAUAAAACAGAUGAUUGGGGAGCUGAUUUCUCUUUUCCCGAAGACCUCUCUGUUCAACCAGCUAACAAUGAUAAGAAAACUAAUGUUAAUGAUGAUUGGGGAGAUGCUUUUACUUUCCCUACAGAACCUAAAACAAAUAAAUUCAUACAAAGUAGUUCAGAAAAAGCUAAUAAUUCAAAAGAUAUAUCAGGAGAUGAUUGGGGAGAUGAUUUUGGAUUUCCUGAAGAUCAAAAAGAUGGAAAAACAAAUACUACUAAAGGAAUUGAUGAUUGGGGUGACGAUUUUAUUACUACCCAAGAACCACCUAAAAGAAAAACUCUUGCAGGAAGAACUUAUGUAGAGCAAACACUUAAAAAAAAUACUGUUACUGAAUUAACUAGUCAAGGUAAACAAGUUAUUGUUGCUAAGAAAGCAGGAGGAAAAGAAGUUGCAAUUGGAGUGGAUGUGAAACAAGGAGGAGGAGUUAUAGAUAAACCAUUUUUAGAAGAAGUGCCUAGUUUUGAUGAUAUUGAUGCAUUAGAUACAAAUGAUGAAGCAAUGAAAAAGAAAAAAGAAAAGUUUAUUAAUAAAUUAAAAGAGUCAGCAAAAUUAAUUGAAAGUAUUACAAAAGAAACCCCACAUAAACUAGAAGUUCUUAUUGAUGAAUUAUUUAUGCUUAGUGAAGACUCUUCAUUUACUGAUCUCUCAGGAGUUAUACAUUCAGUUGGGCUAUUUUCAAUAUUAGCUGUACUAGAAAAAGAAGAAUUUGUUAAUUGCUUUCCAUUAAGAGUAAAGGCAUUACAAUUGAUUAAUUCAGUUAUGGGAAAGAAUUCUAUGGUGAGGAUGAAUAUUGUAUUAUCUGGGUGUCAAAGCAUUGUUAAUUUUGGAUUAGCUCAUGGUAAGUCAAAUGAUUCCUAUAUGAAAGAGUUAAUUAAAUUUAUUCAAUGUGUAAUGUCAGACGAAACAAAUAAAUAUCAAUUAGCUCAGAUGUUUAUUAAUUGUGGUGGAUUAUCAUUAUUUUAUCAAGUUUUAACACUUAAAUAUGAUGGAAAACAUCAAACAACGAUGAAUAUUAUAUUAGAAGUUAUCAGUAAGUUUGUACAUUCACAGAGUGAUAUUAAAACAAGAAUAGAUUUCUGUUCUCGUAAUAUUAUUACAUUAUUAUUCAUUAAAUAUAAAGUUAUUGAAGGAUUGCUUCAAUUUGUUAUUCAAACAUUUGUAAAUAAACAAUAUGGAGCUUCACUUCAUGCAAUAACAAUUUUAAUUCAAAUCAUUGAUGCUGUACUAAGAAAUGAAACACAAAUUAAAUUAAUUGUAUGUCAAAAAAUUGCAGCAACAGAUUUAUUAGGAACGUUAUGGAGAAAUAUGGAUAGUUCUAAUAUCCCUAAAGGUGAAAGUGAUGAUGGAAAAGAUUAUAUAUCUAUUCAAGAGGAUGUAUUAUUUAAUGUAUGUAAAUUAUGCAAAAUAUUAAUGACAGACUCAGAUUCAGACACUAUCACAAUAUUGUUAAAUGCUAAGAUUAUUUUCUUUAUAGUUAAAGUAUUAUUUAGGUGUGAUGCUGUUGAUCCACCUGAAUCAAAAAAGAAUAGACUAAAAUUUAUGAUGAGAAAUGGAUUAAUUAAUAAUGUUACACAAUGUUUAGAUAUGUUAUGCAGUUCAUUACAAGUAAAAUAUAAAGUAUGUUUAGAGUUAUCAUCUUAUCAAGGAAUUUUUGUUUUAUUAAAGAAUUUUUGUAUUUAUGCUAAGUCUAAUUCUAAAAUUAUUGAAGAAAACUCAUUCAAUAUUAUUAUUGAUGUUAGUCGUUCAUUAACAAAACAACAAAGUUCAAGCGAUUUUAUAACAAAUAAUGCAUUAGAAUUCCUUAUUAAUUAUUCAGCAGGAAAUGUACUUCGACCUCAUGUUUUUGCUGCUUUCAGGGCACUAUAUGAAUCAAAUAAGAAAAAAGGAUUAAAAUUAUUAUCAGAAGCUAAAUGUGUAUUACAUUUAUUAAAUACUUUCAAAAGAUGUAACUUUGCUGAUGGAAUUUGUGCAUCAGAAUUAAGAGAUUUUUGUUCAAUGUUAAAUGAUCAUGAUGAACUAACCUUGAUGUAUUCUAAAACUACAUUUUUAAGAGGGACUGCUAUGAUAUUAAAAAGUGUACCUUGUGACCUUAUUGAAACAAAAAAGAAUUUUGCUAUGUUAUUAAAAUCACUUAUCAAAGCUAAUCCUAAACCAAGCGAAAUACAAUUUAAAGAGAAGGUUUUAGUUGACUUAGAAGAAACAAUGAAACAAAGUGAAAUGGAAGGAAAAUUUGUUAUAGUUGAUAUUGUUGAAGAAUGUAUUGCAUUGAUAUUAGAACCAAAAAAGACAAAGACAAAUGAAAAGAAACAUAAAAAAGAUGAAACUAGUUCACUAGAAGAAAAGAAAAAGAAAGAUGAUGAUGAAAGUAAAACUAAAGUACCAACAAAAACAUCACCAAAAGGAGAUAAUAGAGCACAUAGAAGAGGUGUCUCAUUUGGUAAGUUCGGUAAUUCAGGUCUUUUUGGAAAACAUGACUCUAGCGAAAACUCAGAAGAUAAGUCUGAAGAACAUAUGUCUUCUUCUAAACAAGACAAAAAGAUUCCACCAAGUCCAGAAACACCUUCGUCAUCAUCACAGUCACCAAGUUCAACUAAAGCACAAUCACCACGUACAAGUAAUCAAAAUAUUAUGGGUUCUGUCCCAUUAACUACAAAAAUUACUAAUGUCCCAACAUCAUCAACUAGUUCAAAUUCUAAAUUUGCACAAAGCACUCCUGUUAAUAAUACUCAAUCUAAGUUAAGUAGUAAUAGUACAUUAAAAGGAAACGGUACAUUACCUACACGAUCUUCUGUUGCUAUGAAACAAACAACCCUAAUUGAAAAUCAACAAUCAAUUUCAUCUAAACCAAAACGUUCAUUCUUCUCAUUUGGUAAAAAGUAA